UGUGCUCCAGAGCCAAAUACCCAAUUACCCAUAGAACCCGACCCACUUCACUCCAUCUCCUUCUCGAAUCAAGUCCUAGGUCUCUCGUUCUCAGGCAUUUUGUAAAUCGCGGCAAAAUCAUCUAGGGCUCGAAGUUCAUCUACAGCUUGUUCUUGGGUUAAUCGGUGCUUCCAUUGUCGGCUUCUCGCGUGUCGAACGGUGUUUGUGCUUCCAGCCCUCCAUUCCAUUCCAAAAUCAUCUAGAGCCCCGAUCUGAGAACUAAAAUAACCCCACCGGUAUACGGCUCCCUCUCGGCCUUUUAAUUUAGGUUACGCAGUUAGCACUUUUCUGUGUUACAUAUGGAUGUUUGUACGUGCGUCGGUGCGUGCAUACGCGUAUAGGUUGAUUCAACUGUAUCAGUAUUUGGGGCUUGUGUUCAAAUUAGCAAACUGUGGGAAGCUGAGGCAGAGUUCUAAGCUAGUGCCUUGCGCUUAUUUUGCCUUGGCGGUGUAAUUUGGUUGCAAUCAGAACGUGCAUGGAUAGGUUAGAAUUGAGGCGCGAAAGAAGUGUUGAAACAAGGGAUCGUGGUGACUCUCCAUUGAGAGGGAGGUGGGAUGCAGGAUUUGAUGAUUUGGAAGAGAGUGGCAUAGAUAAGUCGAGAGACUCAGGCAAGCAUCGUAGGAAUGAGAGGAGUAAGAGCAGCCGAAGAGAAGAGAAGGAUCCUAGAAGUAGAGACCGUGACCGGCCAAAAGCUAGUGACGCUUUGAAAGACAGAGAGAAAGAAGGGAAAGAUUAUGAGAAAUUAGAUCGAGCAACUAGUAAAGACAGGAGGAAAGAAGAUAGAGAUGAUUAUGACAAGGAGCGGAUUAGAGAUAAAAGAAAGGAGAAAGAAUACGAUCGAGAGAAGUACAAAGAUAAAGAGCAGGAGAAAGAUAAAGAUCAUAAAGACCGAGGGAGGGAAAGAGAUCGUGAUGGAGAGAGAGGUGGGAAGGAUGGUGAGCGAUCAAGGGAGAAGGAGAGAGCAAAAGAAAAGGGCAGAGAAAAGGAUAAAGAACGGGAAAAGGAAAGAGAUAGGGCAAAAGAUAGGGAACGGGAAAAGGAGAGAGAGAAACAUAAAGAUAGAGAUAGGGAAAAGGUAAGUGGCAAGGAUAGAGAUAGAGAUGCAGCUGAGAGAGAAAGGGUCAAGGAGAGAAUCAGGGAUGAGGAAGCAAAUGAAGACCGAGAGAGACCUAGAGAAAGAGAUAAAGUGGGUCGAAAACAUCAGGAUGAAGGUCAUGAUAGGGGCAAGGAUGCAGGAAAGGAAGAUAUGCUGAAAUUAGACCGCAAAGAUGAUCAGGAUAUGGAUAUAACCAAGCGGGGGAAGGUUUAUCUUCAUGGUGAUGACGGCAUUAGGUCCAUUAACCAUCAACAGCUUGCUAAUGGAGAACCCAGUGGAGCACAACCGCCGGCCUUGGAGCUUGUACAACGUAUUUCAAAGAUGAAGGAAGAAAGACUGAAGACUAAGUCUGAAGGAGCUCCUGAAAUUUUAGCCUGGGUUAAUAGAAGCCGCAAGCUCCAAGAGAGGAGGAGUUCUGAGAAGGAGAAAGCAUUGCAGCUGAAGAAGGUGUUUGAGGAGCAGGAUUAUAUUAAUCAGGAAGAUAUUGAAGAUCAGGCUGCAUUUCAGCAAACUAAAGAUUUAGCGGGGGUUAAAGUUCUUCAUGGGCUUGACAAAGUAAUUGAAGGUGGGGCAGUUGUUUUGACACUCAAAGAUCAGAGCAUACUUGCUGAUGGUGACAUCAAUCAGGAGAUGGAUGUGCUUGAAAAUGUGGAAAUCGGAGAGCAAAAACAGAGAGAUGAGGCCUACAAGGCUGCAAAGAAGAAAACGGGGAUUUAUGAUGACAAGUUCAAUGAUGAGCCAGGUUCUGAAAGGAAGAUACUCCCACAAUAUGAUGAUCCAGUUGUUGACGAGGGUGUAACUCUGGAUGCAAGUGGACGUUUCAGUGGUGAUGCAGAGAAGAAACUAGAGGAGCUAAGGAGAAGGAUACAGGGUGUUUCAACGAACAAUCAAUUUGAAGAUCUCAGUUCAUCCCAGAAAGUUGCAUCUGAUUAUUAUACCAAUGAAGAAAUGCUUCGGUUUAAAAAGCCAAAGAAAAAGAAAUCCUUGAGGAAAAAAGAAAAGCUAGAUCUAGAUGCCAUUGAAGCUGAAGCUGUAUCUGCUGGUUUGGGAAUUGGGGAUCUUGGUUCUCGAAAUGAUGGAAAGAGGCAGGCCAUUAGAGAGGAGCAAGAGAGAUCUGAGGCUGAAAUGAGAAGUAAUGCAUACAAAAUUGCAUAUGCCAAAGCUGACGAGGCUUCUAAAGCUCUGCGACUGGAGCAAACUCUCACUGUCAAGACAGAGGAAGCUGAUAAUUCAGGUUUUGGUGAUGAUGACGAAGAUCUCCGUAAAUCAUUAGAAAGAGCAAGAAAAUUAGCUCUCAAGAAGCAACAUGAGGCAGUAGCAUCUGGUCCUCAGGCCGUUGCCCUGCUUGCCUCUAAAACUGCCAGCAAUUCAACUGCAGAUGAUCAUAACCCUGCAUCUGGGGAGAGCCAAGAAAACAAGGUUGUCUUCACAGAGAUGGAAGAAUUUGUCUGGGGCCUUCAGCUUGAUGAAGAAGCCCAAAAGCCAGAUGGUGAAGAUGUUUUCAUGGAAGAAGAUGAGGCCCCAAAAGUCGUGGAUCAAGAAAUAAAAGAUGAGGAUGGUGGUUGGACAGAGGUAAAAGAUACUGACAAAGAGGGAUCUCCUGCUUUAGAGGGGAAAGAGGAGAUAGUACCAGAUGAAACGAUUCAUGAAGCAGCUGUUGGGAAAGGGUUGUCUGGUGCUCUCAAGUUGCUUAAAGACCGAGGGACACUCAAAGAAACUGUUGAAUGGGGUGGCAGAAACAUGGAUAAGAAAAAAAGCAAGCUUGUGGGCAUUUAUGAUGAUAGUGGACAAAAAGAGAUAAGAAUUGAAAGGACAGAUGAGUAUGGACGAAUUUUGACCCCAAAAGAAGCUUUCCGGUUGCUUUCACACAAAUUCCAUGGCAAGGGGCCUGGGAAAAUGAAACAAGAGAAGCGCAUGCGCCAAUAUCAAGAAGAACUGAAGGUAAAACAAAUGAAAAAUUCUGAUACACCAUCAUUAUCUGUGGAAAGGAUGAGGGAAGCUCAAGCUCAGUUGAAGACACCAUAUCUUGUUCUCAGUGGGCAUGUUAAACCCGGGCAAACUAGUGAUCCUAGAAGCGGUUUUGCUACAGUUGAGAAGGACCUUCCUGGGGGCUUGACACCCAUGCUUGGAGACAGAAAGGUCGAGCACUUUCUGGGGAUAAAGCGGAAGGCAGACUAUGGAGAUAUGGCCCCUCCAAAGAAGCCAAAAACGUGAAGUUUCAUGUGGUUGUCCACGGCUGGAUGACAUGCACAUUUUUUGAGGCAUUCAUUUUGAGUAGCUAAUCCCAGCAAAUGGCAAUAAAGCACGCUGCAGUUGCUAGCCUGCCAGGGGCAUAUGUUGUCUUCACUCACGUCUCUGAGCUACUUACUGUAUAUAACAUACUCUACUUACAGGAAGAAGUUGCUCUUGGGUGAAGUGCACAACUUAUCUGGACUCAAAAGGUGUAAUGCUAAUUUGGUUUUCUGCCCAACCAAUCUAAUGAUUUCGAUCAAGGCUUUUACACUAGGAAUCUCAAGUAGUAAUUACUCCUUCCCAAGUAAUGGAAAGAUUAUGUUUAUUUACGUUCUAGUCAUAGUAAAGGAGUGGCAUGAUACUUCCCACCUGUUUCAGUAAAAAAAUGUAAGAAGUUACAGUUGAAUCUCGACUAGAAAUCUGAGCUUACGAUAUUUUAUGGAUUUUUUUUUUAUUUGAUUUUAGCUAGAUGAGAUUCAUAUUC
Messenger RNA from Diospyros lotus (date-plum), 3851 nucleotides. RefSeq names its product SART-1 family protein DOT2. Gene Ontology annotation, biological process: maturation of 5S rRNA; mRNA cis splicing, via spliceosome. Lineage: Eukaryota; Viridiplantae; Streptophyta; Magnoliopsida; Ericales; Ebenaceae. The transcript has 13 exons. Bases 515 to 3349 code for a protein of 944 amino acids. Gene Ontology annotation, cellular component: U4/U6 x U5 tri-snRNP complex. The record is from RefSeq and is a predicted model, not a curated record.